Messenger RNA from Pelobates fuscus (common spadefoot toad), 966 nucleotides. Its product is annotated as olfactory receptor 1496-like. Gene Ontology annotation, cellular component: membrane. The record is from RefSeq and is a predicted model, not a curated record. Gene Ontology annotation, biological process: G protein-coupled receptor signaling pathway. Lineage: Eukaryota; Metazoa; Chordata; Amphibia; Anura; Pelobatidae. The transcript has a single exon. Gene Ontology annotation, molecular function: olfactory receptor activity; G protein-coupled receptor activity. The coding region runs from base 10 to 966 and encodes 318 amino acids.
GGCAAGUCAAUGGCGAAUCAAUCUGAGGUGUCUGAAUUUAUUCUGAUUGGAUUUCCCGGACUACCGCAGAAGCUCCAUCAUUUGGUUUCAGCAGCAAUGUUCCUGUUCUAUACUACAGCACUGAUGGCUAACGGCACUGUAAUAAUUCUGAUUUAUUUUAGAGAACAUUUACACCAACCAAUGUAUCUAAUUAUUUCCAACUUGUCUCUUUCUGAUCUUGCCUUUGACACGGUUACAUUACCCAAAGCCAUUGCUGUGUAUUGGUUUGGAGAUGGCAGGAUACCCUUAACAGUGUGCAUGCUCCAGUUAUUCUGUGUCCAUUAUUUGGGUUCUCUUGAUUCUUUCAUUAUCAUGCUAAUGGCUGUUGAUCGUUAUGUUGCCAUUUGCAAACCACUGAGAUAUUCUUUCAUAAUUACCAAUAAACUAAUUGCUCUGCUCUGUUAUAUCUUAUGGCUUAUCGCAGCUAUUUUUGGGAUAGGAGCUGUUGCUGUAACUUCCCAACUCUCUUACUGUUACAGCAAAAUCAACAACUAUUUUUGUAGCAGUUCAACAAUUCUUUCGCUAACCUGUGUUGACACAUUUUCUACCCGAAGAAUUACUUUCACUCUUGCUAUGAUUGUGCUGCUGAUACCACUGUCAUUCAUCAUAUUCUCCUACAUUGUCAUAAUCGGCACAAUCAGUUCUUCCAGGAACUCUCAAAACUGGCAGAAGGCAUUUUAUACAUGUUCUACACACUUGUUUAUCAUUGGCAUGUACUUCAUCCCACGAUUAUUUGUCUAUACUGCUAAUCAACUGCAUUUAAUUAUUAAUGCUGAUUUAAAUGUCUUACUUCUUGGUCUAUACAGCUAUGUGCCACAUCUUGUCAGCCCCAUUAUAUAUUGUCUGAGGACAAGAGAAAUUAAAAGGACCCUUGGUAAUAUUUUCAAGAUAACUAGCGGUGGAUACAGUGUUAGGUUUAGACAUUGA